AUGGAGAAAUUAUUCUUUAUAUUUAAGACAUUCUCUUAUUUUGAUAAUAAACAAACACCUUGCAUUUCAGAGGAGAAGAAAAAGAGAGUUUCAGAAAUUGCAGGAGAAAUGAAAGAGGUCGAGGCUCUGAUGCAUAAAAUGGAUCUUGAGACUAGGAGUGUGCAACCCUCUAUGAAAGCUACACUGCGUGAAAAGAUAUGCAAGCAUGGAAAUGACCUUAGCAAUCUGAAAACUGAAUUGAAAAGACUUGGUUCAAGUAAUACUAAUCAGGCUCGGGCUGAAUUGUUGGGAUCGGGAGGCUCCAACACAAUACAGGGGUCUGCUGCUCUAGGAGGAAGACUCGCAACUUCAACUAAGAACUUAAAAAGGUCCAUUCAGAGAAUCAAAGUUAGCACUAGAAAUUUGCUAGAAACAGGACAUAAGCCUCUGCAGCUUGCAAAUACCACUCUCCAUGGAGUGAAAGAUAAUGCUGAAGGAGCAACAAAAAUUUGA
Messenger RNA from Erigeron canadensis, 492 nucleotides. Its product is annotated as vesicle transport v-SNARE 13-like. The transcript is spliced from 4 exons. Lineage: Eukaryota; Viridiplantae; Streptophyta; Magnoliopsida; Asterales; Asteraceae. Gene Ontology annotation, cellular component: membrane. Gene Ontology annotation, biological process: vesicle-mediated transport; intracellular protein transport. The record is from RefSeq and is a predicted model, not a curated record. Bases 1 to 492 code for a protein of 163 amino acids.